AUGACUGAUACGUUUCUCGCGUUUAGCAAUCGGUUGAAACUUGGUCUUCGCUGGGUUCAUUCUAAGAUGACUAGGAUAGACUGCCGAUCAAAACGGUCUCCGUGGAGCACUGUCGAGUCGAGUAUGGCAUCUCAGGCAUCAUACGACGUCCAACCUGGUGUUCGAGCCGAAUCAGGGUCUUAUAUCAUCAUUCCGUGA
Molecule: messenger RNA, 198 nt
Organism: Colletotrichum higginsianum IMI 349063
Lineage: Eukaryota; Fungi; Ascomycota; Sordariomycetes; Glomerellales; Glomerellaceae
Exons: 2
Coding region: 1-198 (65 amino acids)
Source: RefSeq, a predicted model, not a curated record